This is a messenger RNA of Nothobranchius furzeri (turquoise killifish), 1947 nucleotides long. It is a transcript of the gene thumpd3, whose product is annotated as THUMP domain containing 3. Lineage: Eukaryota; Metazoa; Chordata; Actinopteri; Cyprinodontiformes; Nothobranchiidae. Gene Ontology annotation, biological process: tRNA methylation. Gene Ontology annotation, molecular function: tRNA (guanine) methyltransferase activity; RNA binding. The record is from RefSeq and is a predicted model, not a curated record.
UGGUCUAAUUUAAACAGUGAACGGGUCAAUGGCUAACGUUCCUUUUGCUUUGUUAAACAACUAACUUUCUAAUUCAUUAAAGCUAACGUUAGCCAGCUGAGUGCUAUUCCCUCACAUGUGACGCCAUAGCUGUUUAUUUUCAGGGGGUAAUUCAGCAAACCCUAGUACAAAACUAUGCGGUUUUUUAAGUGUGUUUUCCCAGGUGAGCUGAGCUGGCAUUGAUACACCUGUGAAGACUGUGAGCAGCAGCUCCGAUCCUGCAGCAGCAUGUCCUCUCAUGAUGGAGAAGGCACUGCAGAGCAGACCUCUAACGUUUCCACCCCAGAGGAGACUGAUUCCGCCAUCAUCACCGUCUACAUCGGAGCCACUGUGCCCACUGGCUUUGAGCACACAGCUGCGGAGGAAGUCCAGGAGAAGAUUGGUGUCGAUGCACGAAUCAGUAAAGAUCGAGGCCGCAUAUACUUUCCAAUCUCUACUGACAAACUUUUCCAGGUUCAUCGUCUGCGGUCUGUAGACAAUCUUUUUGUUGUGGUGGAAGAAUAUGAUCAUUACCAGUUUAAAGAAUCAAAGGAAGAGACACUGAUGGAGUUGCAGCAGCUUGCCUCUAAACUUCCUUGGUCUAAUGCUCUGAAAGUUUGGGAGCUGAACAGAUCCCUGAAAAAGAAGAAAGGCCACAGGAAAGGUGGAAACAGCACCAGAGUAAAGCCUGACAGCGAGGCCAGUGUCGCUGAUACUCGGCAGCAAGAGCUACCUCGGGAGACGUCUCCAGCUGGAGGUGACGCCAAGACAGAGAGCGUGGCUGACCCUGAGAGCUGCCAGCAGGACUCGGAGGAGGCCUUGCCCGAGGCCAGACUCAUCAAGUUUCGUGUGACGUGCAACCGAGCCGGGGACAAACACAGCUUUUCCUCUAAUGAGGCAGCCAGAGACUUUGGUGGGGCUGUGCAAGAAUUCUUCCAGUGGAAAGCAGACAUGACAAAGUUUGACAUAGAGGUUUUACUCAACAUACAUAACGAGGAGGUGGUGGUUGGGAUUGCACUCACUGAGGAGAGUCUUCACAGGAGGAACAUCAGCCACUUUGGACCCACCACCCUGCGUUCAACACUGUGCUACGGCAUGCUCAGGUUGUGUAAACCUCAGGUAUCUGAUGUAAUACUUGACCCCAUGUGUGGAACUGGAGCCAUACCACUGGAGGGUGCUAUUGAGUUCAACAGCUCAUUCUAUGUUGCUGGUGAUAACAACGACAUGGCCGUUAACCGAACCGUCAAUAAUGUUUCUCACAUUCAAAAAAGGAGAGCAGACAAGGGAAGCUCAUCUGGGUUGCCCAUCGAUACGGUGCAGUGGGAUGUGUGCAACUUACCCAUAAAGACCAGCUCUGUUGACAUUAUCAUCACUGACAUGCCCUUUGGGAAGAGAAUGGGCUCACGGAAGAAGAACUGGGACCUAUACCCCUCUUGUCUCAGAGAAAUGGCUCGUGUGUGUCGACCAGGCUCAGGAAAGGCCGUCCUCCUGACUCAGGACAAGAAAUGCUUCGCAAAGGCUGUUUCGCAGAUGGGAGGACUGUGGAGGAAGGUGCUCACUGUUUGGGUGAACGUUGGAGGUUUACAUGCUGGAGUCUACCUCCUGAAGAGGACCGCGGCCGUGUUUGGUCAAACACCUGAGGAUGUUCGUCAACCAAGAGGGAUGGCUGACACUCAGAUGGAUGAGAGGGACAACAAAUGACGUAGCUUUCAUCUCCCAUCCAUGGUGUGCCACUUGAGAUCCGGCUUAUUUCCUGUCCAAGUCUCUCUGGAAUAAAAAGGCAGCUUUGUUCAGUAAUUUGGGUUAAAUUUGAGAUUCAGCUGCUGUGAAAAUGUUCACAAUUUUUGACAUCAUGAAAAAAUAAGUUGCUAAUCGUACAAAAACCACAUAAUGUUCUGUUUGUGUUCAUAAUAAAGGUUAGAAAUCGUG